Messenger RNA from Capra hircus (goat), 2555 nucleotides. RefSeq names its product zinc finger protein 546. The record is from RefSeq and is a predicted model, not a curated record. Gene Ontology annotation, biological process: regulation of DNA-templated transcription. NCBI's taxonomy places the organism in Eukaryota, Metazoa, Chordata, Mammalia, Artiodactyla, Bovidae. Gene Ontology annotation, molecular function: RNA polymerase II cis-regulatory region sequence-specific DNA binding; DNA-binding transcription factor activity, RNA polymerase II-specific.
AUGCCGCCCAAAUCCUGGCUUCUCUGGAUUCUGUGCUUUUCGGUGGAGGAAGCCCAAAGAGGACUACCACGUUCUUGCAGUUCUACAACCAUGGCCCAUAUGUCCUUGUCAUUCAGGGAUGUGGCCAUAGACCUCUCCCAGGAAGAGUGGGAGUGCCUGGACCCUUUUCAGAGGGCCUUGUACAGGGAUGUGAUGUUGGAGAACUACAGCAACCUGGUCUCCUUGGGAUGUUCCACUCCUAAGCCAGACAUGAUUACUUUAUUGGAGCAAGAGAAAGAGCCCUGGAUGAUAAUGAGAGAAGGAACAGGAAGUUGGUUCACAGAUUUGGAAUCUAAGUAUUUCACCAAGAAGUUAUUUCCAGAAAAGGAUAUUUGUGGAAUAUAUUUGUUUCAGUUGCAGACAGUGGACGGAAGUCAAGCUUCUAUCCAUGAAGACACCAUUUUCAGAAAUGAUUUGCAGCGUAAACAUGAGUUUGAGAGACAAGAAGGACAUCAAAUGAGAUGUGCUAGUCAAAUGAUAAUCCAAAAACAUGUAGUUCUUCCUCUACAUGAGAAAAUUCAUGCUAUAGAGAAGUCAUAUGAAUGUAAGGAAUGUAGGAAGGCUUUUAGACAACAGUCAUACCUUAUUCAGCAUAUAAGAAUUCAUACUGGUGAGAGACCCUAUAAAUGCAAGGAAUGUGGGAAAGCCUUUUGUCGUGUGGGGGACCUUAGAGUACAUCAGACAAUUCAUGCUGGGGAGAGACCCCAUGAAUGUAACAAUUGUGGGAAGACCUUUAGGCUUCAUUAUCACCUUACUGAACAUCAGAGAAUACAUUCUGGUGUGAAACCCUAUGAGUGCAAAGAAUGUGGGAAGACCUUUAGUCGUGUUCGAGACCUUAGAGUACAUCAGACAAUUCAUGCUGGGAAGAGACCUUAUGAAUGUAAGGAAUGUGGGAAGGCCUUUAGACUUCAUUAUCAGCUUACUGAACAUCAAAGAAUUCAUACUGGUGAGAGGCCUUAUGAAUGUAAAAUUUGUGGAAAGACCUUUAGGGUACAACGACAUAUUAGUCAACAUCAGAAAAUUCAUACUGGUGUAAAACCUUAUAAAUGUAAUGACUGUGGGAAGGCCUCCAGUCAUGGCUCAUACCUUGUUCAACAUCAGAAAAUUCAUACUGGUGACAAACCCUAUGAAUGUAAAGAUUGUGAUAAGUCCUUUAGUUUCCACGCAGAACUUACUCGACAUCAUAGAAUUCAUGCUGGUGAGAAACCCUACGAAUGUAAAGAAUGUGGAAAAACCUUUCGUCUCCAAACAGAACUGACUCGGCAUUGUAGAAUUCAUACUGGAGAGAAGCCCUAUGAAUGUAAGGACUGUGGGAAGGCCUUUAUUUGUGGCUAUCAGCUAACUUUACAUCUGAGGGUUCAUACUGGUGAGAUUCCCUAUGAAUGUAAGGAAUGUGGGAAAACCUUCGGUAGUCGCUAUCAUCUUACUCAACAUUACAGAAUUCAUACUGGUGAGAAGCCCUAUGGAUGUAAAGAAUGUGGGAAGGCCUUUCGCCUUCAAGCAGAACUUACCAGACAUCACAGAAUUCAUACUUGUGAAAAACCCUAUGAAUGCAAGGAAUGUGGGAAGGCCUUUGUUCGUAGCAGUCAACUUAUUUCACACCAGCGAAUUCACACCAAUGACAACACCUAUGAGUGCAAAGAAUGUGGAAAGAUUUUCAGUCGUCGCUACAAUCUUACUCAACAUUAUAAAAUUCAUACCGGUGAAAAACCCUAUGUAUGUAAAGAAUGUGGAAAGGCCUUUCGCUUUCAAACAGAACUCACUCAGCAUCACAGAAUUCAUACCGGUGAAAAGCCCUAUAAAUGUCAGGAAUGUGGGAAAGCCUUUAUCUGUAGCAAUCAUCUUAUUCAACAUCAGAGAAUUCAUACUGGUGAGAAACCUUAUGAAUGUAACGAAUGUGGGAAGACCUUUAGUCGGCACUAUCAUCUUACUCAACAUCACAGAAUCCACACUGGGGAGAAACCCUACAUAUGUGACAAAUGUGGGAAUGCUUUUAUUUGUAGUUAUCAACUUACCUUACAUCAAAGAAUUCGCACUGGUGAGAUUCCAUAUGAAUGUAAGGAAUGUGGAAAGACCUUUAGUCGCUGGUAUCAUCUUACUCAACAUUUUAGACUUCAUACUGGUGAGAAACCUUAUGGGUGUAAAGAAUGUGGGGGUGCCUUCCGUCUUCAAGCAGAACUUACUCGACAUCACACAAUUCAUACCGGUGAAAAACCCUAUAAAUGUAAAGAAUGUGGGAAAGCCUUUAGUGUUAAAUCAGAACUUACACGACAUCACAGAAUUCAUACUGGUGAGAAACCCUAUAAAUGUAAAGAAUGUGGGAAGGCUUUUAUUUGUAGUGAUCAACUCACUUUACAUCAGAGAAAUCACAUUAGUGAGGAAUCGCUAUGCAUAAUGUAAAGAGGAUAUUGAUUGGUUGCUAACUUGUGUCUGACUCUUCUGUGACCCCAUGGACUAGCCUGCCAGGCUCCUCUGUCCAUGGGAUUUCCCAGGGAAAAAUACUGGAGUGGGUUACC